Molecule: messenger RNA, 4036 nt
Organism: Neoarius graeffei (lesser salmon catfish)
Lineage: Eukaryota; Metazoa; Chordata; Actinopteri; Siluriformes; Ariidae
Gene: aclya
Product: ATP citrate lyase a
Exons: 28
Coding region: 137-3415 (1092 amino acids)
Biological process (GO): citrate metabolic process; tricarboxylic acid cycle; fatty acid biosynthetic process
Cellular component (GO): cytosol
Molecular function (GO): ATP citrate synthase activity
Source: RefSeq, a predicted model, not a curated record
AAAACAGAGCAGAGGCGCUGAAACAGAGCGUGUGCACAGAGCAGGAGCUGGGAGAGUGGUGUUUGUUCUCAGGAGCAAAAAAAAAAAAAUCUGACAUUUCAGUUCAUACAUAAAACGUUGUGUGUAACUCGGCAACAUGUCGGCAAAGGCCAUCUCCGAACAGACAGGAAAGGAGUUCCUGUACAAACACAUCUGUACCACAGCCAUCGUGCAGAACCGCUUCUGCUAUGCCAGGGUCACUGAAGCCACUGACUGGGACCGACUGGUUCAGGAGCAUCCAUGGCUGCUUACUGAGAGAUUGGUUGUGAAACCAGAUCAGCUAAUCAAGCGCAGAGGGAAGCUGGGACUAGUAGGCGUCAACCUUGAUUUACAGGGUGUCAAAGAAUGGCUUAAACCCCGCCUUAUGAAGGAGACCAUGGUUGGGAGGGCAAAAGGCAUUCUGAAGAACUUCCUUAUAGAGCCUUUUGUUGCCCAUAAGCAGGAGGAAGAGUUUUAUGUGUGUAUCUAUGCAGCACGGGAGGGUGACUAUGUGCUGUUCCAUCAUGAGGGAGGAGUUGAUGUAGGUGAUGUGGACUCUAAAGCUCAGAAGCUCCUGGUGGGCGUAAAUGAGAAACUCGAUCUGGAUGCAGUGAGACGGAAACUCCUGACGCACGUCCCAGAAGACAAAAAAGAGGUUCUGGUUAAUUUCUUGGUGGGCUUGUUCAACCUGUACGAAGACUUGUACUUCACCUACCUGGAGAUCAACCCACUGGUGGUGACUAAGGAUGGAGUGUAUGUGUUGGAUAUGGCUGCUAAGAUCGACGCUACAGCUGAUUACCUGUGCAAGGCGAAAUGGGGCGAUGUGGAGUUUCCGCCUCCAUUUGGCAGAGAGGCAUAUCCUGAGGAAGCGUAUAUAGCAGAUUUGGAUGCGAAAAGUGGUGCAAGUCUGAAACUCACUCUACUCAACCCUCGUGGACGCAUCUGGACCAUGGUUGCAGGAGGCGGAGCCUCGGUUGUGUACAGCGAUACAAUCUGUGACCUGGGUGGAGUUAAUGAGCUGGCCAAUUAUGGAGAGUAUUCAGGAGCUCCAAGCGAGCAGCAGACCUAUGACUACGCCAAGACUAUCCUGUCCCUAAUGACCCGCGAGAAACAUCCUGAUGGGAAGGUGCUGAUUAUUGGAGGAAGCAUUGCAAACUUCACUAAUGUAGCUGCAACGUUUAAGGGUAUUGUCAGAGCAAUCAAAGACUAUCAGGAGCCUCUGAAGGAACAUGAAGUCAGCAUUUUUGUACGACGUGGCGGUCCAAACUAUCAGGAGGGUCUGAGAGUGAUGGGAGAAGUGGGUAAGACCACAGGAAUCCCUAUUCAUGUCUUCGGCACUGAGACCCAUAUGACCGCCAUCGUUGGCAUGGCACUGGGCCAUCGACCAAUUGCCUGUGAGCCACGUGUUGCUGCUCACACUGCCAACUUCCUGCUUAACACCAGCAGCAGCUCUGCGACUCCCACCUCCAGUAGAACUGCAUCUUUCUCGGAAGUCAAGAGUGGAGCAGAGGCUUCGCCUGCUAAAAAGGCCAAACCAGGGGCUCCGCCAGCGAAGGCCACCACUCUGUUCAACAAACACACGAAGGCCGUUGUGUGGGGCAUGCAGACCCGCGCCGUGCAGGGAAUGCUGGACUUCGACUAUGUGUGUUCUCGUGAGCAACCCUCAGUAGCAGCUAUGAUCUAUCCCUUCACUGGAGACCACAAGCAGAAGUUUUAUUGGGGUCAUAAGGAAAUAUUAUUACCAGUCUACAAAAACAUGUCCGAUGCCAUGAAGAAACACCCAGAAGUGGACGUCCUGAUUAGCUUUGCCUCUCUCCGCUCUGCCUUCGACAGCACUAUGGAGACAUUACAAUACCCACAGAUUCACACUAUCGCUAUUAUAGCUGAGGGAAUCCCAGAAGCUCUGACACGCAAGAUCAUCAAGAAAGCAGAUGAGCAGGGGGUCACUGUCAUCGGGCCAGCAACGGUUGGAGGAAUAAAGCCUGGCUGUUUUAAGAUCGGUAACACGGGUGGAAUGCUCGACAACAUCCUGGCAUCGAAGCUGUACAGGCCAGGCAGCGUGGCCUACGUCUCCCGCUCUGGGGGAAUGUCUAAUGAGCUCAACAACAUCAUCUCUCGCACCACUGAUGGAGUUUACGAAGGUGUAGCCAUUGGAGGAGACAGGUACCCAGGUUCAGUAUUCACAGAUCAUGUUUUGAGGUAUCAGGACACACCCGAUGUGAAGAUGAUUGUUGUGCUUGGAGAGAUUGGAGGGACAGAGGAAUAUACGAUCUGUCAGGGCAUUAAAGAGGGAAGGAUCACUAAGCCCGUGGUUUGCUGGUGCAUCGGCACUUGCGCUACGAUGUUUUCCUCUGAGGUACAGUUUGGCCAUGCCGGGGCGUGCGCAAACCAGGCCUCUGAGACGGCGGUGGCCAAGAACAAGGCCCUCCAAGAGGCUGGAGUCUUUGUCCCUAAGAGCUUUGAUGAGCUGGGAGAAGUCAUAAAAUCAGUGUAUGAUGACUUGGUGAACCGUGGUGUGAUUGUACCAGCUAACGAAGUUCCCCCUCCGACUGUGCCAAUGGACUAUUCUUGGGCAAGAGAACUUGGUCUGAUCCGUAAACCAGCGUCCUUCAUGACCAGUAUCUGUGAUGAAAGGGGGCAGGAGCUGAUCUACGCCGGGAUGCCCAUCACAGAAGUCUUCAAGUCAGAGAUAGGUCUAGGAGGGACCUUGGGUCUUCUCUGGUUCCAGAGAAGGUUACCCCGAUACGCAUGUCAGUUCAUCGAGAUGUGUUUGAUGGUGACUGCGGAUCACGGUCCUGCUGUUUCUGGAGCUCAUAAUACCAUCGUGUGUGCUCGUGCAGGGAAAGAUCUUAUCUCCAGCCUCACGUCUGGCCUUCUUACCAUUGGUGACCGGUUUGGUGGGGCACUGGACGCUGCUGCUAAGCAGUUCAGCAAGGCUUUUGACAGCGGCAUGCUGCCCAUGGAGUUUGUCAACAAGAUGAAGAAAGAUGGCAAACUGAUCAUGGGCAUUGGGCACCGAGUCAAAUCUAUCAAUAAUCCUGACAUGAGAGUGCAAAUCCUGAAAGACUUCGUGAAGCAGCACUUUCCUUCUACCCAGCUACUUGACUACGCACUAGAUGUGGAAAAAAUCACCACCUCCAAGAAACCCAACCUUAUUCUGAAUGUUGACGGCUUUAUUGGCGUGGCCUUCGUGGAUCUGCUCAGAACAUGUGGAGGCUUUACACGGGACGAGGCAGAUGAAUUUGUGGAAAUCGGAGCACUGAAUGGGAUCUUUGUCUUAGGACGCAGUAUGGGCUUUAUUGGUCACUAUCUGGACCAGAAGCGGCUGAAACAGGGUCUGUACCGUCACCCAUGGGAUGAUAUCUCUUACGUCCUGCCUGAACACAUGUCCAUGUAACCAUGGAAACCAUACAAUCAGCCCAUCAUCACCACUUCGAUCAGCUUUGACCUCUAGGGCAUAGUCAUGUUAUGUCUUUUCAUCUUAAACAGCUUAACUUUGAACGUGUUGUGUGUCUAUUAGUCUGGUGAGAAAGCGUCAUGUCGUGCUGAUGUAAUGCUGUGAAAAUGUCUGAUUACAAAAAAUGUUAUGAAAAUUAUUACAGUUCACCUGGGCUGUGUGUUCAUUAGACUCUCUUUUUAGAUUGAUGUCUUUCUGCAGCUUUGGAUGAAAAGUGAAAUGAACUAGUGCAAUAACUAACUAUAUUUAACGAUAGAUACAUUGCUCUUUUUGAAAAUGGCCAAAUGUUACUAUUUUGAUUUGUAUUUUUAAAAGUUCACUGUGCCAGUGCAUUGUCUAUAAAGUGUACCUCAUCUCUCAUUAGUCAGUGCUGCUUGGAUGUUUUACAAAAACCUGUGUAUAAUAUUUGGUGCCAUUUCAUUUAUUAUUAUUAUUAUUAUUAUUAUUAACACCUAAAUGUGUCCAAGAAGUGUCAAGUUAUAUAAAGCCUACAUCCUGCUAUAACUGUGAAUUAACAAAAAAAAGUGUGUAUAAUUGAACAUAAAAUAAUCAGCUCCUGAA